AUGUCCACCUCUCCCAUCUCAAUCCCCAGCUCAUCUAGAGACGCGGCGCGAAAAACGAGUGCUCACCGAUCUUCCAGCUUGACCAAUCUGGCAGGCACAUCUCGCGGCGAAUCCUCACGGUCAGCAAUGUCGGCCUCUUCUAGCAGCAGCAUCAAGUCAUCGUCGCCAUCCAAGAAGCUUCUCACCGGCAGCUACGUCGACAGAUACAUUCCACAAAGGGAUGGGACAGAUCUACACACUGCGUAUCAACUCAUCGGCGAUGACCCAGCCACUCCACACCGACACAAGCGCAAGAUCGCCGUUGAUACAGACGCACAAAAGGAAGAAGCCAACCAAGCCUUCUCAUCCCUGUUAUCGUCUGAGCUGUUCGGGGCAGACGCAGGUGUCAACACUUCACCAAGCCGCGCACAGCGUGCCAAUGGGUUCACCAACUUUGCGUCCAGCUCUUCCUCUUCUGUACACACCAGUGGCGGUUCGUCUGCUACGCGCCACUCUAGCCACACCGGCCUCGCUUCGCCAGCAACUCCCACCAAGAGAAAUCUGUUCAGCUACAGCCCUUCUCAUAGCCGCACACCCGGUCGUAGCGGCUCCGGCAUGGGCAGAGUCGUCGAUUUUGGCAUCGCGGACGAUGAGCUAGGAGCAAGUGGAUCACGCACUGGUGGUCUCUUUGGAGGUCUUGCAUCGCAUUCCGUCGAAACGCUCGACUCGCCUAACCAUCGCGCCUACAGCUUGUCGCCAGUCAAGCCUGAGAGUCGAAGCCUCUUGCUCAGUCCGCGCAAGCCGGCCCGUGUGCUGAGCAAGGUGCCGUACAAGGUGCUCGAUGCGCCAGAUCUUGCCAACGACUUCUACCUAAACCUCGUCGACUGGUCCAGCAAGAACGUACUCGGAGUUGGGCUCGGGACAUGUGUCUAUCUGUGGUCUGCCACCAACUCGUCCGUCACCAAGCUGUGCGACCUCAAAGAGUACGGCAACGAUGUGGUCACUGGGCUGAAUUGGGCCAACUCUGGCAAUCACUUGGCCAUCGGAACGCAAAAAGGCCUCGUUCAGAUUUGGGACGUGGAAAAGCAAAAGCUGCUUCGCACCAUGCGCGGACACACGCAGCGCGUCGGCUCGCUGGCGUGGAACGAGGUGAUCUUGACGUCAGGAUCGCGCGACAGAGUCAUCUACCACCGCGACGUGCGCGCUCCCGACCAGCACAUCCGCACGUUGCGAGCCCACCGGCAAGAGGUGUGCGGUCUCAAGUGGAAUACCGAGACGAACCAGCUGGCGAGCGGUGGCAACGAUAACCGCCUCAUCGUGUGGGAUGCGCUCAACGAGACACCGCUGCACCGAUUCACACAGCAUACGGCGGCGGUGAAAGCGAUUGCGUGGAAUCCGCACCAGCAGGGCAUUUUGGCGUCCGGAGGAGGAACGGUGGACAUGAAGAUCCGCUUCUGGAACGCAAGCACGGGUCAAAUGCUCAACGAGGUGGACACGGGGAGCCAGGUGUGCAACUUGAUGUGGAGCAAGACGGCCAACGAGCUGAUCAGCACGCACGGAUACUCGGGCGGCGCAAUCCAGAACCAGAUCCAGGUGUGGAAAUAUCCGUCCAUGCAGCAGAUUGCGACGCUGACGGGGCACACGAUGCGAGUGCUCUACCUCUCCAUGAGCCCGACCGGCGAUACGAUUGUGACGGGCGCGGGCGACGAGACGUUGCGAUUCUGGGAUCUCAACACGUCGCACCGGGCGCAACACGACAAGCGGCGCGAGGCCAACGCUUUCAACCCGUUCGCCAAGCUGCGAUAG
Sporisorium graminicola is the source of this 1785-nucleotide messenger RNA. RefSeq lists its product as uncharacterized. The transcript has a single exon. Gene Ontology annotation, biological process: positive regulation of anaphase-promoting complex-dependent catabolic process; positive regulation of ubiquitin protein ligase activity; anaphase-promoting complex-dependent catabolic process. Bases 1 to 1785 code for a protein of 594 amino acids. Gene Ontology annotation, molecular function: anaphase-promoting complex binding; ubiquitin ligase activator activity; protein binding. Gene Ontology annotation, cellular component: anaphase-promoting complex. NCBI's taxonomy places the organism in Eukaryota, Fungi, Basidiomycota, Ustilaginomycetes, Ustilaginales, Ustilaginaceae. The record is from RefSeq and is a predicted model, not a curated record.